Peromyscus maniculatus bairdii (prairie deer mouse) is the source of this 8110-nucleotide messenger RNA. RefSeq names its product F-box and leucine rich repeat protein 2 (gene Fbxl2). Gene Ontology annotation, cellular component: cytoplasm. The record is from RefSeq and is a predicted model, not a curated record. Gene Ontology annotation, molecular function: protein binding. NCBI's taxonomy places the organism in Eukaryota, Metazoa, Chordata, Mammalia, Rodentia, Cricetidae.
CCGAGCCCACCUUGAGGCCGGGGCGGGGCGCCGGGCUGGCGUCACCAGGACAACGGGCGUCGCCGGCGCCGUGUGACUCCGGGCUGUGGGCGCGCUCGCGGCCAUGGUUUUCUCAAACAAUGAUGACGGCCUUAUCAACAAAAAGCUACCCAAGGAGCUCCUCUUAAGAAUAUUCUCCUUCUUGGAUAUAGUAACUCUUUGCCGAUGUGCACAGAUUUCCAAGGCAUGGAACAUCUUAGCCCUGGAUGGAAGCAACUGGCAAAGAAUAGAUCUUUUUAACUUUCAGACAGAUGUAGAGGGCCGAGUGGUGGAAAACAUCUCCAAGAGGUGUGGUGGCUUCCUUAGAAAGCUCAGCUUGCGCGGCUGCAUCGGCGUCGGGGACUCUUCCUUGAAGACCUUUGCGCAGAACUGCCGAAACAUUGAACACUUAAACCUCAAUGGCUGCACAAAAAUCACCGACAGCACGUGUUACAGCCUUAGCAGAUUCUGUUCCAAGCUGAAACACCUGGAUCUCACGUCCUGCGUGUCUGUUACCAACAACUCCUUAAAGGGGAUCAGCGACGGCUGCCGGAACCUGGAGUAUCUGAACCUGUCCUGGUGCGACCAGAUCACAAAGGAAGGCAUCGAGGCGCUGGUGCGGGGCUGCCGGGGCCUGAAAGCCCUGCUCCUGAGGGGUUGCACGCAGUUAGAGGACGAAGCUCUGACACACAUUCAGAACCACUGCCACGAGCUCGUGAGCCUCAAUCUGCAGUCCUGCUCGCGCAUCACUGAUGAGGGCGUGGUGCAGAUCUGCAGGGGCUGCCACCGGCUGCAGGCUCUGUGCCUCUCGGGUUGUAGCAACCUCACGGAUGCAUCUCUCACGGCCCUGGGCUUGAACUGCCCCAGACUGCAAAUUUUGGAGGCUGCCCGAUGCUCCCAUUUGACUGACGCAGGCUUUACACUCUUAGCUCGGAACUGCCAUGACCUGGAGAAGAUGGAUCUUGAAGAAUGUGUCCUGAUUACUGACAGCACCCUCAUCCAGCUCUCCAUUCACUGUCCCAAGCUGCAAGCCCUGAGCUUGUCCCACUGUGAGCUCAUCACCGACGAAGGGAUCCUGCACCUGAGCAGCAGCACGUGUGGGCACGAGAGACUGCGGGUCCUGGAGCUGGACAACUGCCUCCUCGUCACGGACGCUGCACUGGAGCACCUGGAGAACUGCCGUGGCUUGGAGCGCCUGGAGCUGUACGACUGCCAGCAGGUCACCCGUGCCGGCAUCAAGCGCAUGCGGGCCCAGCUUCCUCAUGUCAAAGUCCAUGCCUACUUUGCUCCAGUCACCCCUCCACCAGCAGUGGCGGGCAGCGGACAUCGACUGUGCAGAUGCUGUGUCAUACUCUGACAGCAGCUGCUUAGGCCAAGGGCCCCAUCUUCCAGGUUAGACCAGUCUCCUGACUGCACCACCAUCACCCAAUCUCGACUCUCCAUUGGGAAAGCAUUACAGGUAAAAGACUUGGGCACAGAUCACAGUAACUGGUGAUACCACUCACCUUAACCUUGGCUGGGCUGCAAGCAAAUCAAAGCCUGUGUCAGUUACCAUGUGGCAAGAGUGGUGUGGUGCAGCCAAGACCACACAAGUAACCCAGAGCCCUGCAGAGGUGGGCACCUGCCUAGGCACAGAGCCCGCGGCUUUGCCAGCACCCUCCAUAGACCGUCAGUGUUAGCACAACCUGAGCAGAGCAAGGGCCUGCCGUUCUCCACCUGAUCCUUACGCCAGUGGCCUACUUUAAUUCAUAACGACGCCUACUGUUUGCAGGACCUUUCCACUUUGAAGACUGAAUAGCACCUUGAUCAACGUGACCGCACUGCAAACUCAGAAUGGCUGGUAGUUUCCUAUGUAGAGACGUGUGUGAAAGGCAUGCUAACACAUUUCCAUAAGACACCAAAGAAACAGGACUUCCGAACCGGGUGGGGCAGCAUCUUCACCGGUCUGUUUGUGUCAGCUUGUCACAUCCAGUUCUAGAGACCAAAAACUAAACAAAAGCAACCUACUUUACACUGUCCCACUGGAAAUGAUAAGCCCUGCCACAUGCUACAGCAUACAGUGAAUUUUUGUUAAGAAAAAAAAAAAAGCCAAUUAUGUCCACACUUCUCAAAAAAAUUUGGGGGAACCUUGAAGAAAUAUAGAAUUAAGGCUUAAGUUAUCUAUAAUAUAAUCAAGUAAAAAUAAUGAAUGGGUGCAUGUAGAAUGGAUGUAUUUUUUUUUCAAAUUUACUGAAUUUUUAGAGAUCAUACCAGAACUAUAUUAAAGCUUCCCACAUGAAAAACUCAAACAAGUAACAUGUUGGCACCUUUAGAACUCCUAUCAGGCCCUUACAGUGCUCACUAGAAUUGGUCAGAGGCUUUACUGCUGUGAUGCUCAAGCUGGCAAAUCUGAGCAAAGCCACUUUCCAAAUGCAGGCAUUUCUCUAUUACCCGAACUAAAGUAGGAUGAUGCCCAGUCUUUUACUAUGGCUGCUGUCUGCUCCGAGCUGUCGACAUUUACCACCACCUUCAAUGUGACUUUAGGGGUUAAAGGUAGCUGGUAGGGGGUAAUGGAACCUUCCUAGCAAUCACUCCCCAGCCAAAACUGCAAAAAUGAGCUGUGUUUCUGUGGACAGGGUUACAGCCUCUAUACACGCUGCCCAGCUCCAUUUUCAGAAGGAAAGCAAGUACACACAUAUACGAUGGAAAUUCCUUAGGAGAAUCCUUGUAAGCAUUAGCUUACUGUGGGGUUGACUGCCUUGUGACAUGUUGCACUAUUCCCUGGUUUGAAGGCUAUAUGGAUAUCACAACAGCUAUUUAAGUAACUAUAAGGGGUGCGGGGGAGUGUGAAGUGUGUACUAGACUUGCUUUAGUGAUUCAUGAACUCAUUUCUAUUAAACAUCAGAGACAACCAUAUAUUUUUCUGAGCUAGAGUGCAGCCAAUCAUCGAUGUAGGACUUGGUGCUCAGUGACCACACCUUCACUCCCAGACUAGAAGAAGCUCUAGUCAGAAAGCCUGACUUGUCUUCUGUAAGGUGGGGUAGUUCCUGUAAUGUCACCUUUGUGGAAAGCAGCAGCAAAGAGAGGGCAGGGGCAGCCCACAGGGUGGCCUGAGAUGGCAGCAGUACAACUUUAGGUGUUAAAUGAGUGACACAUUUACAAAACAAUCAGAAAACAUUUAUUACACUCAACUGUACAUCCUAGUAACCAAAUAGCAAACUGCUGGUGCUGUGGGUUCUAUACAGUUUCACUGAGACAGACCAGCACUUUGUGCUGCUCAGCACAGUUUCAAGUCUGAGGAGCUUGUAAGUACUUUCACCCCACUUCUAAAACCUGAUAAGGAAUUCAAAAUAGCACACAGCAUUAAAUGACAUUUAUUGUUCCAUAAAUCAUGAGAUCCAAAAAAGAAAGCUAACAGACAAGCAAAACUCUAAAAACAAUUCAGAGAUAAAUUCGCUUCUUCCCCAAAUAAGUGACUGGUACAGAAAGCAUGUGGUCACAAGAGCAAAGGGAAGGGCAGAUGGGAGCGCUCCCCUCCUCAAGGGCUGCAGAGCCACGGCCCUACCAAGCCCAAGAUGAAAACAUGGAGACAGUUGAGUUUGUGGCAAAUAAUUAACCCCCAUUAUGAAUAAAACGCAAGACGUUAAAGCCGUUACCCACUGAAGUAGUCAUUCCUACCCACCUGAACAAGGGUCAGACAGACAUUCACAGCCAGCAGCUGAGCGAAUGGGCAGAGAUGCUACAUAAUUAAUUAAAAUGGAAAAAAGUUUUUUAAAACUCAGACCUGCCACAGGCCUCACAAAAUGUUUGCUGAUGAACUCUGGAGAGGUGGUGGUGGGGAGGGAAAAGGCCAAGACUCCCUUGAGAGUGGUGUGCGAGCACAUGUGAUCCUAUAAAGAGGCACACCUGUUACAAAGCAGCAAAGAUGCAGGACACCUUGACAGCCCCUAACUAAUCACCAGAGAGAUCCAUGAUUGUACUGAAACUCAGCAUCCGAGGGGAGGAGAGGGGUUAUGGUACAUUUUAGUGUCUUGUUGUGACAUCUAGUGUUUCCAUGGGUACUUGUGUCUCAUUCAAAACAAAGAUCCCUUUAACACCAAGUCAGAAGUUAUCAACAAUAAUACUUUGUUUCCCCUGUCACAUCACCUAGUUCUAAUGUCUGGGGAAGGGCUUUAAACAUGUUUAAGAACGGAGCUAGGCACAAACAAGUGAGUGCGCACCUGGAGUCCCAGCUACUUGGGAGGCUUAAGUGUGUAUGGGGCGGGGACAGGAUGGAGAAUGGGGAGAUGAGAAAAGGAAAUCACAUGAGUUUCAAAGGCAACGGGGUUUUAAAUGGUGAAAUCUGGAAACUAAAGGCUAAACAUGGAAGCAAAAGCCGAACACCCAAGUCUUUGUACCUAUUAGGGUUUACACUGACCUCACAGCAAGGUACUGCGGAUAGCUUGCUCAUCUCCUCUGCUUGGCUCUUCCCUGGUCUGGCAUGAUCCCCUUGGAUGCACACCUUCAGACACGAUCACUUCUGAGAAGGUGCUCAGCCUCUUACCUGACCAAUGCCGCCGUGUCUGCAACACAGCUCCCCCAAGAACACACCCUAUCUCCGCCCCAGGUCAGCUAAGGGUCAGGCAACAAAAGCCAGACUGGCACAGAAAGGGAAAUGCCCACGGCUGAGUUUUUACAUUCAUUUCAAACCGCUACAGUGUCAAAUAGCCAGCAGAGACUGCUUCGGGAACUCUGGCCGCUGGCCCUGCUAGGAAAGUGGGCACUUGUGCCCACGCCGUGGCCGGGAGCUGGUUGCACGUUGACUGAUGUGCUCACUCUCAUGAGGGUACUGGGCUGUGGCAGUGACAAUGAGGAGACUUGUCUCUCCUACAGCUCAUUAGGAAGGUCCUCUUGUGUUUUCAAUAUGAAACAUUUCACAGUAAAAUCCAAUCCCAAGACUUCUUGGAUUCAGUCUUCACACACUUUUAAGCAUGACUUUAUUUGGUACUGAAUAGAGUUCAGUCUGUAUAAGGUAUCACUUCAAAAUUAUGUGAAUACCAUCAUUAUUUUCAGCUGCCAAAAAAAAAAAAAAAAGGGAAAAAGUUAAAAAAAACAAACUAAACUUAGAAAAGAAACUGAAUUAAAGAUGGAAAUGUACAAUCUGCUUCCGAGUUGCCAGCUUGAUAAAAAGCUAAUUGCUUUGCUUUGCUCUGGCUCUGCUUCCCGGGGACAACUCCAUGUACACAUCCCUGGGCCCCCGCCCUGCACUGCUUGCCCUACAGGGACGAGCCUGGGAGCACAGCAGCAGGUAGCCUGUAUGCUGGGUGUGCACUAGAUGUACACUAGGCCAGAGCACUGUGCGAGGGCAGAGCUGAGAAGGCCCUGCACCCGACGGGCGGGCAGCCUGCAUCUCCCUUUCCUGGAAAACUGAAUCCUCAGAGGCAGAUAUCUAGUAAGACUGCCUAAUGGCCUCAGAAAACUGUGAGAUGCAGUGAAGGCGUUCCUAAAAACAGAAAUGGAGGUUUUCAUGUGGACGAAGUCUCACUAACAGUAAACUAAGACUGGAGAGAAGUCUUGUAAGGACUAAUUCUGUAAACGGCCACGAGUUUCACAAGAUCCAAGUAUGUGACUAAGCAUGGGUUUCUGGGUUUUCUGGAAUUUUGUAAGAUAAAAGCUAUACAGUUUUGAAAUUACAGCUGUUUCUGCACAUGACUAACAAGUGAGCCAGUUCACAGCUGCUUUAGAUCUGCAGGGGGCUUGAUGGCCAGUGGCAUAUAUCACCAUCGGGUAUAAAAAGAAAUUGUCACUUCAACCCUUUUGGGCUGCUGCUUUGCAGUGAUUACCAGAAAAGGGGGACGGGAGACCUUGUCCUCUUCUGGGGGAGAGGAGUCUGGGCUGAGGCCAUCUUAACCCGGGUCUGCCUUCACGAACCCCUUCCCUCUCUAACUGUACUCUGGAGCUCACUUGACCUGGACCUCUUCCCACACUGCUCCCUCAUCAGCGCUGUACAGCCUGCCAAGCUCUGACAUCCAGACAGUCUAAAAUAGCACCCCAAGCCCACGGCACCUCAGAGUGGUACAGUUAGCUGCCUGCUUGACAUACCAAGUUGUUUCGCAUCAACCUUACUUACCUCUCUGAUGAGGCGGUCACCUGCCUGGCAAUCACAACUACUCCCCAUCAAACAGGGAGCCCAGUGAGCUCUGUCCACAUGUCCAUACACUCCCACUACCUCUGGCCUAGACAGACUGCCUACCUUCCAGUUUUACCAUCUUGUUAUUUCCACAGUUGUAGAAAAAACCCCAACCCCAUUAUUCCUUUGUUUAACCCACUUCACUAACUUCCCACCCCAUCUGAAGUAAGAUUCAGUGACCAUCAUCACCAGCCAUCACUGUAAGCCAGGGCCUGCUUCUCUCCCUGACCCCACUCUCCUCUGCUCACCCUCACCCUACAUGGCAGCUGCAUGGCCUUCUUCCAGGCCUCACAGAAGCCAAGUGCAUUCUUCUGCACAGUCCCACGCCGCCCUUGGGCUAGUCCCGUGGCCAGCUCAUUUUUCAGAUCACCUCAGAAAAGCCUUCUGUAACGGCACUCCAUGCUUCCCCUUCCCGGUUAGCCCCACACUAUUUCUUCACAGCACCGAAUACUGGUCAUCUGCUGUGCCUGUGGCCAAGUCUGACUUUCCCCACUGUCCUUGUUUCAUUCAAGCACUAGCACUAACAGUCUUGGAUGUGACGCUCAGCAAACACUGGCAGAAUGUCAUCUAGAAAAAUCAACCCUUUCUAUAUCUACUAGAUAAUUUCUAUUAGAAACACUAAAAUUACUGCUCAUCCAUGUUCCAACUCCUUAAAAUUAGCUAAGACAUCGUUUUCAAGAAUAUUUACACAUAGCUAGGCAGUGGUGGCACAUGCCUUUAAUCUUAACAUUCAGGAGGCAGAGGAGGCCAGCCUGGCCUUCAGAGCUAGUUCCAGGACAGCCAGGGGUACAAAGAGAAACCCUGUCUGGAAUAAACAAAAACAAAAAAAAAUAGAAUAUGCGCACACAAGAGAGCUGCUAUCAGGGGCACACUGUCCUUCAUGAUCACAACAUGCCAAGGCACACAUACAUGGAAAGUACCUUUCACUGUGGAGAAUAAAAAACAACUCUCGUCUUGAAAGUUCUGAACCAUCUAGAAAGAUAAAGCAGACGUGUAAGUAUAUAAGACCCACCAGUUCUUAAGUAACCAUACACGGUUAAAUCUGUGGCUAAAGGACUACAACACAAUCCUUACAUCUUUCUUACACAAAUAUAGGAUCCAGACAAUCCAUGAUGGCAGUAUGAGAGAGUCCAAGUUUACACCUGUUACCCUGGAGCAACUGAGGAGAAUGCUGUGCCAGGUCCUACGGAUACCGACUUAAAGAUUAUGCAGACUGUUUCCUAUUAUUACUGCCUGUCAGUGAACAUAGCUUGAGCAGGGGGCAGGCUGUACUUGUAAUAUUACAUGUUUUAAAAAUACCGUUCUUCCAAUAAUGUGUAAAAGGAGAAUAUAUCUAAUGCCUCACCCCCCAGGAAGGACAGAAGCCCGUCACUGACCUUAGAGCCCCCAAAAGUCUGCUUUCCUCGACUAUCCCUUCUCUACUAAGAUGCUCUAACUCCUGGUUAUAAACUCUUACACAUUUUGAUCCCAGCUCUUUAAAAAUGACUAUCAAGACUUGCAAAAGAAGUCAGCAUUUGUUACAGUUCCAACAAUGCAGACCAGUGCCAAUGGGACAGGAAGUGACUACUGCCUGUUUGAUUUACCUGGUCACUAACAAGAAUGUGGAUACCAGUGGGGCCCUGUCUGUAAACCUGGUUAAUUUGGUGGAAAGGAAUAUUAAACACCGAGGCAAGCUUUCGAGCAACUUCUGAGGCAACCAUUUCUUCCAAGUAGAUUGCAUGAUAAACUGGAAAAAAGAAAAAUAGCACUUUAACAAUAAUAUUUGAUCUGAUCUAUGCUUGAACUAUACAGUCACCCUUUUCAAAGUGCCAAAGUAAUAAAAUGCAAACUAGAAAUAGGGACAAGGUAACAUUUCUUUGCCCUCUUAAGAUCUCUACCCACUUAUUUGAAGUAAAGAACACAUUAUUUAUGGUCAUGUAUAAUAAAUACUAAUCCUGUACUAUA